AUUGUGCAGAAUUAUUGCAGCUUUCCUUCACUACUUCUUCUUAGCCUGUUUCUGUUGGAUGUGCAUUGGUGCACUUCAGCUCCAGCUUAUGGUACAAAACCUUAAGGCACUUAGAGCCUUUCAAAGACAUUCUAUCCAAAAGCGAUACAUAUAUCCUGUGGGUUAUGGAGUACCUGCUGCGAUUGUAACAGUUUCAGCAGCUGUUGUCCCUCAUGGAUAUGGAAGAAAAGAUACAUGCUGGCUAAGUUUGGACAGAGGCUUUAUAUGGAGCUUCAUGGGACCUGUAUGUUUUAUAAUUUUGAUGAACAUAUUUUUAUUCAUCAAAACUAUAUAUGAGUUAAGAGAAUAUUUUCAGUCAGUCGAUAAAGAUGUAUCAAAGAUCAAGAACAUGAAGAUACCUCUUUUUAAGGCCAUUGCUCAGUUCCUUGUACUGGGCUGCACAUGGAUAUUUGGGAUGUUCCAGUUUCACAACGCGACAAUCGUUAUGUCGUACCUCUUCACAAUAGUGAACAGCUUUCACGGAGUUUUCAUAUUUCUGCUCCAUUGUGCUACUAACAAACAGACCUCCUUAAUGGUGGGAAAUCCUGCUCAUAAUCAUUACCAACAUCAAAGUCAUGACCACCACUAG
Molecule: messenger RNA, 628 nt
Organism: Protopterus annectens (West African lungfish)
Lineage: Eukaryota; Metazoa; Chordata; Ceratodontiformes; Protopteridae
Product: putative adhesion G protein-coupled receptor E4P
Exons: 5
Coding region: 59-628 (189 amino acids)
Biological process (GO): cell surface receptor signaling pathway; adenylate cyclase-activating G protein-coupled receptor signaling pathway
Cellular component (GO): membrane
Molecular function (GO): G protein-coupled receptor activity
Source: RefSeq, a predicted model, not a curated record